Molecule: messenger RNA, 1878 nt
Organism: Syngnathus typhle (broad-nosed pipefish)
Lineage: Eukaryota; Metazoa; Chordata; Actinopteri; Syngnathiformes; Syngnathidae
Gene: vash1
Product: vasohibin 1
Exons: 8
Coding region: 184-1191 (335 amino acids)
Biological process (GO): regulation of angiogenesis
Cellular component (GO): cytoplasm
Source: RefSeq, a predicted model, not a curated record
CAGUCAGGGAGUGUCGAUCGGAGCGUUUAAUCGGAUGUGAAGCAUCACGCUUCGGCUUUGUAAGAACCAAUUUUGAAACAAUAAUCCCUGAAAGGAUGUACAGGUUUUUAGUAAGAAACGCAAAAGAAGUGAACGACUGACGUGGAAAUUGGAUUGUCGGACGAGCAGGUUUCCGUCAGUGGGAUGCUGAGUGCCACGGCGGACUCAGUGGAGGAGAGGGAUGACGAGCAGGAGGAUGAAGGAGAAGAGGAGCUGAGAGAUGGAGGAGUCCCUUUCUACGUCAACCGAAAUGGCCUCCCCAUGGAUGAGGAAACCUGGGAGAGGAUGUGGCGCCACGUGGGUCGGAUCCACCCAGACGGCGAUGCUUUGGGGAAGAGCAUCCGUGGUGCGACUGACCUGGCCAAGAUUCCAAUACCAAGUGUGCCUACAUACCAGCCUACCACAGCAAUUCCAUUGCGCCUGGAAGCCAUACAGAAAUAUAUCAGGGAAUUACAAUACAAUCACACCGGGACACAGUUUUUUGAAAUCAAGAAAAGCCGGCCUCUUACUGCGUUGAUGGACAUCGCCAAGGAGAUGACACGUGAAGCCCUGCCAAUCAAAUGCUUGGAAGCGGUUAUCCUGGGAAUUUACCUCACCAACAGCAUGCCGGGUGUGGAGCGUUUCCCCCUCAGCUUUAAGUCUCAGUUCUCAGGGAACUACUUCUACCACAUCGUACUGGGAGUCCACAGCGGCGGACGCUUCGGUGCGCUGGGCAUGAGUCGGCGCGAGGACCUCAUGUUCAAGCCCCUGGAGUAUCGUACAUUGAUGGACUUGGUGCAGGACUUUAAAGAGGCCUACAGGGGCUACUGGCACACCCUACGAAAGGUCAAGAUCGGCCAAUAUGUGUCGCGUGACCCUCACAGCGUGGAGCAGAUCGAGUGGAAGCAUUCCGUCCUGGAUGUGGACGCUCUGAGCAAGGAGGAGCUGAGGAAAGAGCUGGAGAGGCAUACUCGGGAUAUGAGGCUCAAGAUAGGAAAGCCUGCACCUUCUUCUCCUACCAAAGACAGGAGAAAUAGCAUGGGUUCACCACUCAGAGGACAAGGAAGCCCCAUUCGCAGGGUCAGCCGAGUUGACAGACGCCCUUCUGGAGAAAAGAAAACUUUGGAACAGAAAGCAUCUGGAGACAUGAACAUGUAUCAGAUUCGUGUGUGAAACCUCAAAUUCAUCCAAAAAAAAGAGCCGCAUUCACUGUUAAGUUGUCAUAUCUAUUUUUUAUUGACUUCUUGAACAUUGUAGUUGCAUAACUGGUGCUGUUGUGUGUCAACAUUUUGACUAACUGUGCAAAUAUUCCACCGUACCUUGCAUAAAGGUUAAGAGUUAUCAAUCGACGUAAAUGUGCUACUUGAUAUCAUCAGUGUCAUUGUUAUGUAAGUGUGUUAGCAUGUGUCAAUUUACAUUUAAUCCAAGAAUGCUUAGUGUGAUGAUCAUAAAUGACCCUUGUGCCUUCCCACCCAGCAAAAACUGGUUGGGAAAAUGUUGGAAAUUUCACCCUGUCCAAAAAAAAAAUAAUGUCUGGUUUUGGUUGAAAAGUUAAAAGACGUCACUUUCAUGUCGUUGAAAAGAAGUCUAAAAAGAAGAUGUCCUUUUAUAGUCGAAAUUUGGUUGUACUGUAGCUUUGCUUGUGUACAUAAACAUGCUUUCUUUAUAGCAAUUUUUUUUUUUACUUGCCUUAACAAGUGAACACUUCCAAAAAGGUGUCAGUUAUGCUAUUAGUUGAUAGCACUUUUUAUCUUUGUACUUUUGAGAACUAUCAAGUUCUGCUGUUUUAUACGUCACUCUCGUCAUAUGUAAAAUACUCCACAUGGAAAACACGUAGUUAUUAAAUUGCCACAGAUUAAA